Messenger RNA from Mesocestoides corti, 216 nucleotides. The record is from the annotation of a GenBank genome assembly. NCBI's taxonomy places the organism in Eukaryota, Metazoa, Platyhelminthes, Cestoda, Cyclophyllidea, Mesocestoididae.
AUGAAACCGCUCUUUACGCCCGAUUCGCCGCACCUCUUUGUGAACAAAUUUGUGAUGCACAUCAACGCCGACGUGAUGAGCGUGACGGAGCAGUGGUUCUACGACUGGCAGGACUGGUACUACCGCCAUGCCGACCAGAAUAUCACCAACCUUGACUACUACCGAAGCCUGCCACAGGUGCAAUAUCAGUCUGCGCGCAGAAACCAAAGUCCCUGA